GCGGGAAUCAUCCAGGAGUUUGAAAAGUGAGAGAGAAGGUCGAAGGCAGUGAUGACUUUUCUUCGUUUCUAGCGACCGAGAGCUGGUUUAUAUCAGAGUAAUUCAGGACCAAGAUGGAGUCCCUUUCAGCACAGUUUGAUGACCUGAUGCGCCAGAUGCAGGUUCUGGCAGAUCCAGCAGAGUACAAAUUCCUUGAAUUUUUAGACCAUGAAGAGAAAAAUCGGGUUCAGCUAAGAGAACUUGAAGCAGAAGUGAGUCGUCUUAAUGAGCAAGCAACCAGAUACCAAAAGGAAAUUAAAAGCUUGGAGAUGAAAUUAAAAAAUGCAAAGCACAUGCUAGAUGUAGAAAAGGCCAAGAGAAUCACAACAGAAAAAGAGAAAAAUGAUUUGGCAGGACAAAUUGGUUUGGUCAUGGAGUUGUUGGGAAGAGGUCAGGUCAAUGAGACAAGAGAAAGACUGCAACAGUUACAGCAUUCAUUUACCUUUAGUGCAACAGCAACAAAUCAGCGGCGAAGUACAAGAGAUUUGUCACCAGGACCUCUCUCUACUAUCACAGAAGACAAUGACACAAUGGGUUCCAUCCUUAGUGUAUCAGACAUUGAUAUUACUGAGGAUGAUUUAGAAGAAACACGUCUCAGAUCAGGACGCUCAUUCAAACGCAGAUCUUCCCCAGAACGCCUGGAUGCCUCUAAGGGUAAAAGGCGCUCAAGCAGGAGAAGUGAGGAGAUCCAGAGCCAUGAGGUGAAGACUCAAGUCACAUACUAUACACAAGGUGAUGAAAUUAAGAAAGUCCAUACAGAGAUGAAACUCAAGCCAUCAGCACCCCCACUUUCCACAGAUGAAGAGACUGAGGUUAGUCAACCUAAAAAACCUACCCACAGCCACACUCUCAAUCCACCCUCAACUCCACAUAUUCCUCAGACUGCAUACUCACCACACUUCCCAAAUCCAUUAACACCUCAGAAACAGGGCACAGGUCAGAUGUACUACACUCCUACACACAAUCUUGUCACACCAGUAUUGCGCACCCAUUCUUCAGUUACAAAGAUGAACCAAAGACCUCAUGCCUUCUACACCAAGACUAUAUACAAGACUGAACAUUGUCAGCCAUGUGGCAAAAGAAUUAAGUUUGGUAAGAUUGCCCUUAAGUGUCGAGACUGCCGUGCUACCUGUCAUCCUGAGUGUCGUGAAUCUGUGCCGCUCCCUUGUGUUCCAACAGUUAACACUCCAACUGCAAAGGGGCAAUUGGGAACCAUUGCUGACUACACAUCUCGUAUGCCCCCAAUGGUUCCAGCCUUGGUGGUCCAUUGCACCAAUGAGGUAGAAAACCGUGGUUUGAGCGAAGUUGGAAUUUAUCGAGUACCAGGAUCAGAAAAGGAUGUGAAGGAACUAAAGGAUCAGUUUCUGCGAGGUAAAGGCAUGCCUAACUUGUCCCAGCUUGAUAUCCAUGUUGUUUGUGGCACUCUUAAGGACUUCAUGAGGUCACUAAAGGAACCCCUUGUCACUCACCUCCUCUGGCGAGACUUUACAAGUGCUGCAGAAAAGUCAGAGGCCCAAGAUUACCUUGCAGCUCUCUACCAGGCAAUCUCUGAGUUACCACAGCCCAACAGAGAUACUUUGGCCUGGGUCAUGACUCAUCUUCAAAGGGUAGCUGAAUGUCCUGAAUGCAAAAUGCCAGCUAGCAACCUAGCCAAGGUGUUUGGGCCAACACUUGUAGGAUACUCAGUACCAGAACCUGAUCCAGCCACUAUGUUGACUGAAACUCGUCAACAGCAAAUGGUCAUGGAAAAGCUGCUUGAAAUCUCCACAGACUACUGGAACACUUUCAUUAAUGUUGCUGAUGAAACUGUGCACCAGGGAGUUCAGCAGCUUCCUACUCCAGAAGGUGGCACUCUCCUUGGAGGAUUCCCAUCGUCCAAUACGCGUCGACGCUCUAUACUUACUCGCACUCCACUAACCGCAAGGGAAACUCCAAAGAACCGCUACGUCUUCCGGAAGUGAGGUUGCUGUAAAUCUUUUUUGUUUGAUACAAAACAAGAUGGACAUAAUAUUAUUUUAUAAAUUGUAUUACUAGGGCAAUAUGUGCCAAAAGAAAUUGUAUACUUUAACGAUGCUUCUAGUUUAGUUUGUCUUUUGUGUAUAUAGGUUUCAUUUAUUUCAUAUUCGUAUACGUGUGUGUGUGUGUGAGAGAAUGUGUGCGUGUGAGUGUGAGUGUGUGUGCGUGCGUGCGAGUGUGUGUGUGCGUGUGCAUGUGCAUGUGCGUGUGCGUGUGCAUGUGCGUGUGCAAGUUACAUUGUUUUGUCUGAGCAUGCACUUAUGUAACUGUACAAAAGGAAAGAUGAUUAGAUGCUGAUAUAGUAGUGUGAAGUGGAGAAAUUGAAAUUGUGGUACUAGGACUUCAGCCAUUCCUUUGAAUCAGAAUUGAACCUAUUAUGAUGAUUAUGUUAUACAAAUUUAUACCACUGUAAGAGAAGUUUAUCAACUGAUAUUCUAGUUUUAAGAUUUUUCCAAUUAAGUAUUUUUGUAAUAACCUUACAUUUUGAAGUAUUGUCACAGUUGUACAGAUUUUGUUAAUAACCUGUCUUUUAACCUUGUUACAUCUGGUAUGAAUGCAACAUCUAGUUUUCAAAUAUUGCUGUUAGUCAUGAGACAAAAUACAUUAAAUAUAUACUACAUUAACGCAUGUAAAUAAUGGGUCAGGUCAUAGCCAGACAAAUUCUCUUAAACAGAAAUGCUUUACUGUGAAAUUGAUUAGAAUCAUUAGUGUUAUUUUUGUUUUUGUUUUUGUUUUUAUUGACUAUUUUUUAUUUAUCCACACCAAAGGAGUAUUGCGAGAUAUGUAUGUUUCUUUUAUCUUUAAUUUUUAAUGUGCAUUAUUGAUACAUUUCACAUUACACUUAAAUUCGCAGAUAAUCUAUUCUUAUUUUUUGUAUUUUUUAGGAAACUUCUCUCCUGAAGAAAUUAUAUAUAUUGUUGGA
This is a messenger RNA of Penaeus chinensis, 2977 nucleotides long. RefSeq names its product rac GTPase-activating protein 1-like. Lineage: Eukaryota; Metazoa; Arthropoda; Malacostraca; Decapoda; Penaeidae. The record is from RefSeq and is a predicted model, not a curated record. Gene Ontology annotation, biological process: signal transduction.